This is a messenger RNA of Spodoptera frugiperda (fall armyworm), 3086 nucleotides long. RefSeq lists its product as uncharacterized. NCBI's taxonomy places the organism in Eukaryota, Metazoa, Arthropoda, Insecta, Lepidoptera, Noctuidae. Bases 491 to 1468 code for a protein of 325 amino acids. The transcript is spliced from 4 exons. The record is from RefSeq and is a predicted model, not a curated record.
CCAAUUCUUGUUAUCUCAUUCAAACAUAUGCUGAACUCUGUAACGUAGAAAGGACACAAAGAAACAUUUUCAUGUUUAAUUUAUACGUUUUGUCAAAGUCGUCAAAGUCAAAACGAAAUAGUUUAUGGUUGCCAUUUUGUUUUGCGAAAACGACGCUUGUUAGAACUUGUUAGUGAGAUUACUAUUAGAAAGUGAUUUGUGAAUAAAUCUACGAAUGUUAAUAUAGAAAAACGCUAACGUAAGAUGAAUUCGACAAUAUCUGAUGAUUUAUCCCGUGAGCAUUUAACUUUUGAAGCAGUCAAGUGUUUAAAAAAUAUAUCUUCGAAAACGCAAUCAGUGACAUUAUUGCACAAGGAACUGUUAGAAAUAAACUUAUCAAUAACUGCUUACAUUCAAGAAAGUAAGAAACGACUUGCAAGGCUUCGUCUAGACUUGGCACACGACGCAAAGAAUUCUCAAAAGGUCGUUGAAAUAUUAUCUGAUAAGUAAAAUGUCAUCACCAGCAACACCUUGUAAACGCAAACCAAACCAGUCUAAAGUUAAAAAAACACCUCCAGAACAUAAUAACAAUACCAGUAACAAGUUUUCUGAGCGUCAGCAGGCUCGAUCAUUCAUCACAUGGUAUAAGCGCAUGAUCGACAAUGAAAGAUACAACUUAGCCCUGUACCUAUCUGAUGAUGCAAUGCUGGAAUGGUUUGGCCGAACUAUAAAAACAAGAAAGAAAGUUACAGCAUUCCUAAAAUAUGAUAUGCAAUGUUCUCGCCAUGAUUUCACAUCUGUUGAAAGCAUAGACAAGAUCCAAACUAGACAAGAAACUUUGCAGAGAAAAAAUGACUCAAUCCUGGCUAGUCCACACCAUUCACCUGAAAUUAUCAAGACUAAAGAAAGAAGUCACAAGAGGAGACUGCUUAGGUCUAACUGCAACAGCCCUGAAUGGGCUGAGGGUUGCCAGCCUCAAGAAGAAAUUAGCAUAGACAAUAACCAAAAGACUGACAACACUGGCCCUGAUGAAGGAAAAGUUAGGAAAACAGAUCACAAUCCCCUCAAAAGAUCAUUCCCUGAGGACAAUUCAGAAAUAAGUAGCAAAGGUGAUGGCAUGCGUAAGGUAAAGAGGAAGUGUGUGUCAAUCACACCUCCCAACCUUGAAGUGGGGCAGGGUGACUGUCUACCCUCCACCAGUGGCACAGAUUCUGAUAGAUCACAUGAUGCACUCAAUGCUCAGUUGCCUAAGUUAGCUGUAGAAUGUAAUGGUUACAUAGAAUUUACUAGAACAAGGAACAAUCGGAGCACUGAAGCCAUGAAGUAUGAGAGGAAGUGUAAAGUACAAAUUAGUUAUUCUGAAGACCCUUUGAAUGUUGGAGAGUAUAUAAUUUGGGCAUUACGGUACACAGAUGAGAGUAAGUGCAGGAGGAAUUUGCUGGCCGCUUUUGAAGAAGUGGCCAAAGAAGAAGCCUUAAAGAAAGUUUAAAAAAAUAAUUUUACUGUCAAAUUUCAUAUGUAAAUAACUAAUGUUGCCAAGUUUGUAGUAAUUGUUAUGAAAUAGUUUUAAUAUUUGUUAUUUUAUGGCAAGGGCACUAGGUAUCAUUUUAAUUGUAAGAAGAGUUCCUACAAUUUUUGAAUUCAUUUAGUAAAAGUGAUUCCUAUUAUCCUUGCAACAUGAUAAUUUUAAGCAUACUAUGCAUGUUACUUUUAAUUGUACUUUAUAAGUGAGUUUGACAGUAAAAUUUAGAAAGAUGCAAUUUUUACAACUUGAAAACCAUGUGAUAUGAAGAUAUUGUAUUUUUCUAUGUUAUAGCUAUAUUUUUGUAUGUUUAUGAUACUGUAGUAUACAAUGUGACCAAGUUAUACCUCUUGACAUGAAUUUGUACUCUAGUAAUAAUUUUAUAAUAUGUUUUGUUACUGUAUUCUGUACUUGACCAAAGUUUUUAACACAUCUAAGAUUCUUAAGUGAAAAAGCCAAUAUGUUUAUAUUAAGUUUGCCUACUCUAUUGUAUUCACAAUGACUUAUACACCUAUAAUAAGUACUUUGUGGACUAAAAUAGAUUUAACAGUAUUACAAUUUAUAUACACAUUCCUAUUUGCCAGUGCACACAAUAAAAAAAGUAUAUUUUCUUUAUUUAAAAAUAGCUUUUACAUAGAACUAGUGUGUGUUAAAUUAUAAUUUUAUAAACAUUUGUGCAUACAACUUUCUGUGUUUUAUGAACAUCUGAUAAUGUUUUCUUCACGUAAGAACAGGGAACCAUCAUUUAAUGAAUAGUGAAGAUUUGAUUGGGACCAUUUUUAUUGGUAUGAUAGAUCUUGAUUGAUCUUAAAUUGAUGGUUCUAAUGUCUCAAAUGUAGGUACACUUAUUUUCUCUCAAUUCGUUUGCUUUUACCACCGACUUCUAGCCUGUAUUAAAUAGAAAUAGUCUGUAAUUACAAAGUUUAGAUUUUAGUAUUAAACAUAGUUUUACUCGAAUCCUUUUGUUAUGAAUGUCGUAAAUAUUUUAUGUCGAAUACGUUUCAGUUUUUGUUAGGACUAUAAUUCAGUAAAUAGUAAUAGCGAUAUUGCAACCUAUGUGCAAAAUAACUUUUUACGGUGUAAUGUAAAAUGUACUGCGCAAUUGGUAUUUUUAUUUAAUAUCAUGAAAUGAUCAAAAUGUUGGGUUCACAAAUCAUGAUUGUAUUGUAUGUUGCGCGUUUACGGGCCACGAUUUCAAAUUGCAAUUUCGUCAUGAAGUUUACAUUGUAUUGCGAGGGAUAUUUGAGUGACAUGUCGGUAUGAUAUUUGAGACUGUCUCGGGACAAUGGGUUCUUGGAACUAAAGUGGUCAUGACACAGCUUGUUGCUGUGCUCAAAGAGAAUAUAAUUUCUAGCUGUGUUGUACAAUGCUUCGGCAUCUGAUCGUGUCUACUAUCUAUCAUUUAUACGUUAGGAAUUCGGCAUAUACAAUAUUGUAAAUUAGAUGGCCAAUUAAUUGUUAGUUCUAAUUACUUUUAAGUUUUGUGUUGUUAAUUCAUUACUUGUGAAGUAAUGGCGAUGGGAAUAAUUUUGUUUUGAUUAUGCUAGAGAUGUAUAAUAAGGUAAAUAAAACUUGUUUAGAUAUA